AUUUGAAGGUUCACUUUCUCUAAACAAUAAAAGGAUCCAAAAACAACAAACAGUGUCUAUAAUUAAAUUACCAUCUUCAAACCACUUCAGAAGACUGUUCGACAUUCAUUUAAAUUGACAAAACACCCUCAUUUUCUAACAACUAAAAGACAGCAUAAAGAGGAAAACUUUGAAGGCAAUGAAGUCAUUUCAAGUUUCUGAAGAAAACCAAAAGGGCCAAAGCCAUAGAUUCUGCCCCCAACUUUCAGUAAGGACAUGUCCCCACUUCCUCUAAUUUCCACUGUGGAGUCCAACCGAGCAGACAGCGGCCUUUUGCAUUCCCAACUCAUCAAAAUGAAAUGGUAAAAGAAACACAAGGAAAAAAAUUUUCUAGAGAGAGAUUUUAAAAGAGCAAGCCUGAUAAACUUGCGGCCACCCUGUUUCACACACGUCCUUUUCUCAUAUUUACUAGACGCAAAGAAAAAGGGAAAGUAGAGGAGUGCAACAGCGGUGGUUUUGAGAAGAGUGAAGGAUGACUGUUUACGGAGCAGAGGAUGACUAUGACUACCUUUUCAAGGUGGUGUUGAUCGGUGAUUCAGGAGUGGGAAAGUCAAAUCUGCUCUCAAGGUUCACCAGGAACGAAUUUAGCCUUGAGUCCAAAUCCACUAUUGGCGUUGAGUUUGCUACUCGUAGCUUGAAUGUUGAUGGCAAGGUCAUCAAGGCUCAGAUUUGGGACACUGCUGGUCAAGAAAGGUAUCGGGCCAUAACAAGUGCCUAUUACCGAGGAGCUGUCGGUGCACUUCUUGUGUAUGAUGUGACACGACACUCAACAUUUGAAAAUGUUGAGAGGUGGUUAAGAGAGUUAAGGGAUCACACGGAUCCCAACAUUGUAGUCAUGCUCAUUGGUAACAAAUCUGAUCUUCGUCACCUUGUGGCUGUCUCAACCGAGGAUGGGAAAUCCUUUGCUGAGAAAGAGUCCCUCUACUUCAUGGAAACUUCUGCUCUGGAAGCCACGAAUGUGGAUAACGCAUUUGCUGAAGUUCUUACUCAGAUCUACCAUAUUGUGAGCAAGAAGGCCAUGGAGACAGGUGAAGAGGGGGGUGCUUCUGCUGUUCCUCCCAAGGGAGAGAAAAUUGAUGUCAGUAAGGAUGUGUCUGCUAUGAAGAAAGGGGGAUGCUGCUCAAGCUAGGAUGAUAUUUAAUCUCUAGUCUGAUUGUUUUAAGGGAUACUGCCGGGGUUUGUUCAGCUUCAUGGAUUUCUCUGUAAACCUUGGUUUUGUAAAAUUUUUCUCACAAAGGAACCUAUAGUAGGAGACGGGCGAAGAUUGAUUUAAUUUACAUUCAAAAUUUUUCCUGAUGGCUGUUAUUUUUAGUAGACAAGAAGAGGCGAACGAGGAACAGGGUAUUAUACUAUUGCAUUUAAAUAGGUGCUUAAAAAAUCUGUCUACUUGAGAACCAGUUGUUCCCAACUCCUCUGUUUGGAAACGUGCAGUCUCUUCCAUUCUCAGGCAGAUAAAAAAUGAAUGAACGAUGCCAAGGUAUGUUAACAUUUUCGGAAUAAAAAUUGAAUUUUA
Durio zibethinus is the source of this 1552-nucleotide messenger RNA. RefSeq names its product ras-related protein RABA1d-like. The record is from RefSeq and is a predicted model, not a curated record. Lineage: Eukaryota; Viridiplantae; Streptophyta; Magnoliopsida; Malvales; Malvaceae. Gene Ontology annotation, molecular function: GTP binding; GTPase activity.